CGUGGGUUCGAUUGUGAGGCGCCAUUAAGAUUUACGAGCAUCAUUUCGGCGGAAUCUCCGAAAACCAAAUAAGAGAUUCCAACCACCGAAUACGGUGAACGCUUGGCCCAACUUCCCUUCCUAGCCAUGGCGGUGGCGGCGGCGACGGUAACGGUAACAUGGACUGUUGCACGGUUUAGAGCCUCAGUCGGCGGCACUCUCAAAGUCUCGGCGAGGUCGGCGUUCCUCUUCAAGUUCCCAUCCCUCGCUACAAAGGGAAUUUCUCCUGCCGCCGUCCCUUUCCGGUCACGCCGUAACCGAUUAACCUGCACCGCACUCUACAAGAACGAUUUCAGUGUCAAAGAGGAAGGCACGCCGGAAACCCUCGAUUACCGCGCCUUCUUUAUAGAUUCGACUGGCAAGAAGGUUUCACCGUGGCACGACAUUCCGCUGCAUGCGGGGGACGGGGUGUUCAAUUUUGUAGUGGAGAUCCCCAAGGACUCGAGCGCAAAGAUGGAGGUCGCCACUGAUGAGCCUUUCACCCCAAUCAAGCAGGACAUAAAGAAGGGAAAACUUAGAUACUAUCCGUACAAUAUAAAUUGGAAUUAUGGGUUACUUCCUCAAACAUGGGAGGACCCAUCACAUGCUAACCUAGAGGUAGAGGGGGCUUUAGGCGAUAAUGAUCCAGUUGAUGUUGUUGAGAUUGGUGAUGCUCGGGCUAAAAUUGGCGAUGUUCUUAAGGUCAAACCGGUGGCAGCCUUGGCUAUGAUUGAUGAAGGCGAACUUGAUUGGAAGAUAGUUGCAAUUUCCUUGAAUGAUCCUAGAGCCUCUCUUGUGAACGAUAUAAAUGAUCUGGAGAUAUAUUUUCCGGGUACAGUUAGCGCCAUAAGAGAUUGGUUUAGGGAUUACAAGAUUCCGGAUGGAAAACCUGCUAAUCAAUUUGGCUUAGGAAACAAGCCGGCAAACAAGGUUAAAAUCGUGAAACCCUACCCGAGGACGAUGGAAGAAAAUGGAGACUGAUUCAGAGCGAAAGUUUUGUUUCGAAGCUAUUGGCUGGUUCGGGCUGGGCAUGCACCAAUAUAUAGAACUUAUUCAGUUUUUUUAGUGUGUCCGCCGCUUACAUGUGGUGUCGCCCAAUCCCACUGAUGUUUUUUGUAUAAGAAAGAAAACGUUA
Messenger RNA from Phalaenopsis equestris, 1153 nucleotides. RefSeq names its product soluble inorganic pyrophosphatase 6, chloroplastic. NCBI's taxonomy places the organism in Eukaryota, Viridiplantae, Streptophyta, Magnoliopsida, Asparagales, Orchidaceae. Gene Ontology annotation, molecular function: magnesium ion binding; inorganic diphosphate phosphatase activity. The transcript is spliced from 6 exons. Gene Ontology annotation, biological process: phosphate-containing compound metabolic process. The record is from RefSeq and is a predicted model, not a curated record. The coding region runs from base 127 to 999 and encodes 290 amino acids. Gene Ontology annotation, cellular component: cytoplasm.